This is a messenger RNA of Trypanosoma brucei brucei TREU927, 345 nucleotides long. RefSeq names its product small ubiquitin protein, putative. Gene Ontology annotation, cellular component: nucleus. Gene Ontology annotation, molecular function: ubiquitin-like protein ligase binding; protein tag activity. Gene Ontology annotation, biological process: protein sumoylation. The record is from RefSeq and is a predicted model, not a curated record. The coding region runs from base 1 to 345 and encodes 114 amino acids. NCBI's taxonomy places the organism in Eukaryota, Euglenozoa, Kinetoplastea, Trypanosomatida, Trypanosomatidae. The transcript has a single exon.
AUGGACGAACCCACUCAUAACUCCAACAACGGCGGUGAGCCCUCAAAUAAUGGAGGUGAAGGGGCAGAAGGAACCUGCAAGGAGGAAACUGCACUUGUGGCUGUAAAAGUUGUGAAUGCUGAUGGCGCGGAAAUGUUUUUCCGUAUCAAAUCCCGCACGGCCCUAAAAAAACUCAUUGAUACGUAUUGCAAGAAGCAGGGAAUAUCGCGUAACAGCGUGCGCUUCCUUUUUGAUGGAACACCAAUUGACGAAACCAAAACACCAGAAGAGUUGGGUAUGGAAGAUGAUGAUGUGAUUGAUGCGAUGGUGGAGCAGACAGGCGGGUGUCUUUGGUGCAUGGCGUGA